Molecule: messenger RNA, 1111 nt
Organism: Tremella mesenterica DSM 1558
Lineage: Eukaryota; Fungi; Basidiomycota; Tremellomycetes; Tremellales; Tremellaceae
Exons: 8
Coding region: 56-1042 (328 amino acids)
Biological process (GO): amino acid metabolic process; pyridoxal 5'-phosphate biosynthetic process; pyridoxine biosynthetic process
Molecular function (GO): amine-lyase activity
Source: RefSeq, a predicted model, not a curated record
CUUUAUCCAUUCCACUUUGUCUCUACACCUCUGAUCCGAUUUGUAUAACUGCAUAAUGUCAGAACCUACCAUAGUCCCAUCUUCCAACGCAUUACCAGUGACGACCAACGGUACUUCCACCCCUAUGCCCACUCGCGCCGCCGGGCCAACGGCCGGUGCAGGUACAUUUGGAGUGAAAACUGGUUUAGCUCAGAUGCUCAAGGGAGGUGUUAUUAUGGACGUCAUGAAUGUCGAGCAGGCCAAAAUUGCCGAAGAAGCGGGAGCUAGUGCUGUCAUGGCACUUGAGAGGAUUCCUGCGAACAUUAGGAGAGAUGGUGGGGUUGCUAGGAUGUCCGACCCCGGAAUGAUCAAACAGAUCAUGGACGCCGUCUCCAUACCCGUCAUGGCGAAAGUCAGGAUCGGGCAUACUGUCGAAGCUCAGAUUUUACAGUCGGUCGGUGUGGACUACAUCGAUGAAAGCGAAGUCCUCACCCCGGCCGACGACCAGCACCACAUUGGCAAACACGCCUUCAAGGUGCCAUUCGUGUGCGGUUGCAAGAACCUUGGAGAAGCUCUCCGGCGUAUUUCCGAGGGUGCAGCCAUGAUCCGGACCAAAGGUGAAGCUGGCACUGGUGAUGUCGUAGAGGCUGUUCGUCACCAGCGAGCUGUCAUGUCCGAUAUUCGCCGAGCUUCCGCCAUGUCCGACGAUGAGCUAUACGCAUUCGCAAAAGACAUUCAGGCACCUUAUCACCUUCUCAAGGAGACUGCACGGCUCAAGCGUUUGCCAGUUGUGUCAUUCGCCGCUGGCGGUAUUGCUACACCAGCGGACGCAGCCCUCAUGAUGCAACUUGGGUGUGAUGGUGUCUUCGUCGGAUCUGGAAUUUUCCUAUCUGGUGACCCGGCCAAGCGGGCGCGAGCCAUCGUCCAGGCCGUGACGCACUACAACAACCCAGCCGUACUCGCCGAGGUGUCGACUGAUCUGGGAGAUGCAAUGGUAGGCAUCAGCGUACAAGCUGAGGGGGAGAGAAUGCAAGGUGGAAAGAUGGCAGGGAGGGGUAAUUGAAUAGAUAGGGGGUUUGUUGUUCUUCUGGAUGUGGUUGUGCAUGCUGUUGUCUGCAACUCUGCAGCUCUG